Meloidogyne enterolobii is the source of this 926-nucleotide messenger RNA. The record is from the annotation of a GenBank genome assembly. NCBI's taxonomy places the organism in Eukaryota, Metazoa, Nematoda, Chromadorea, Rhabditida, Meloidogynidae.
CAAGGCUGUGGAGACUCCCCAAAGAAAACGGAAAAUGUAUUAAAAUAUGCCAAUUGUGAUAAAACUAUAUGCAACACAAAAGAAUUUUUUGAGAAGAAUUUAUUUUGUUUGAAUAAAGGAAAGGAAGAGAAGAAUCACUUGAAGGGAAUAAAACAAUGCAAUGAACAAUGCUUUUUGAGCAAGGUUGUGGAAACUGUCAAGGAAAAGAUUCUAAAGAUUGUUAUGCCUGCAAAGAGAAUUAUUGUAACGAAGAGAAAAAUGUUUACAAGCAUUGUUGGGAAAAUAAUGGAAAAAUAUGUAAAAAUAAAUAUAUGGAAGAGUGUUUCACAGAGAGGACAAAAACAAAUGGAGUAAAUAGAGGAUGUGGAAAGUGCCCCAGUAAGACAUGUGAAACGUGCAACAAAAACCGUUGUAAUGAUGGAAAGGACCUUAAAUAUUACUGUAGAAGCAAAAAGGGUGGGAAAGGAAUGAGUAAAUGUGAUAAACCUGAAUGCUACAUUAAAGCUUUGAAUGAGGCUAAAAAUGAGUUUGAUUUUGGCUGUGGAAAUUGCGAAAUUUCGGACUUAAACUGCGCACAAUGCAGUAAUGGGACUUUGUGUAAUACUGAAUCAUUCUUCAAGAAUGUAAUAUAUUGUUGGCAGAAUCGUCCUGGUAGUUCAAAACAGUAUAGCCUGAAAAGAGAAUGUGUAGAAGGAUGUGAAGUCGUAAGGGAUUAUCGAGGAGAAGUCGAUCAAGGUUGUGCCUUCAGACGACCUUGUGAAAAGAGGCUUACCAUAUCUGACUGCAAAAAUUGUGAUACAAAAUAUUGCAAUGUAGAAAGUCUUGUUCCAAAACACUGCUGGGAUAACACUGGAAAAAUAUGUAAAACAUCGUUUGAAACUCCUUGUUUUGUGGAGAGAAUGAAGAAUAACACAGGCAUUGACUAA